This is a messenger RNA of Endocarpon pusillum Z07020, 2619 nucleotides long. RefSeq lists its product as uncharacterized. Gene Ontology annotation, molecular function: RNA binding. Gene Ontology annotation, cellular component: nucleus. Gene Ontology annotation, biological process: RNA processing. The transcript has a single exon. The record is from RefSeq and is a predicted model, not a curated record. The coding region runs from base 1 to 2619 and encodes 872 amino acids. NCBI's taxonomy places the organism in Eukaryota, Fungi, Ascomycota, Eurotiomycetes, Verrucariales, Verrucariaceae.
AUGGUCGAAAAGUCGAGAGGCACGGCAGCAGCCUUUCCGGAUCUCUCAAACAAGCUAUCCAAUCCGCCCUCUAAAAAGUCCCUCUUCGAACGCCAGAAAGCAGAAGCCGAGGCAAAGCGAAUACGCGAGGAGAAGGAGACAGCGGCGGUCUACGAAGACUUCGUGAAGAGCUUUGACCAAGAUGACGAAAAUGAAGAGCUGUUGACAGCGGUGGGACAUGGCACGAGUGGCAGGGGAGCAUUCGGCGGGGGCAGAGGCGGUAUAUUCGGUGGCGGAGGAGGACCAGGAAAGCGCCAUUUUACUGCCCGCGGAGGGAAGAAUAGCGGACCAGGAAGUCUGGGUCCAGGUCCGGGAAGCAAGAGUAGUGGACCUGGGAGUCUCGGUCCCGUCCCGCCAGCAGGUGGAGGAUAUCGUGGACAGAAGAGGCCAUUCAAUGAAUACGGCAGAGAUCGAGAUCACGAGCGAGAUAGCGGAAAUGGCAUGUUCUCUUAUGAUGACCAUGACAGAUCCUCCUCUGGUGCUGUCUCGAGUCUGGACGCCGCUACAGCAUUCCGCACAGAUGAAAAUGAAGACCAAAAGGCUGCGGUGGAGAAGGCAGCCCCGAAGCCAACGUUGCAUCUCUCCUCGCUACCGCCGGGGACAUCUCCCGCACUCAUCAAGUCGAUCAUAUCUAAUUCAUCCAUUCCCGUGGACAAUGUCCGCAUCCUGCCUAGCAAUCACUCCAGUCAUUCUUCAGCAGACCGCAAAUCCACCUCGGCAAUCGUCACCUUGCCCACUGACACCCCGGCAGCAGAUAUCGACACUCUCGUCUCCCAGCUGCAGAACAAGUAUCUAGGCUUCGGCUUCUACUUGUCCCUAUCACGACAUCUUUCCUCCACUACUCUCGGUACUGGCGGCGUUACUGCGCCCAGCACUUCCCUGAACAACCUCCCCUUCGGCGCCCGAUCCGUCCCGCAACACACCAACCUCAGCCGUGGCGCUCCUCCACCAGGGCUUGGCGGCCACAGGGGCGGCUUCGCACCACCAGCAAGCUACACCUCCUCAAGCCCCUACAGUCAGCGCGGCAGAGAUCAACCAACCCAAGUGAUCGUCAAUCCACCUUCGGAUCUCAAACAGUUAAAACUAAUUCACCUUACCCUCGAAGCACUUCUCACCCACGGCCCAGAAUUCGAAGCCCUCCUGAUGUCGCGGCGAGAAGUCCAACGCGAUGAGAAAUGGGCUUGGCUCUGGGACGCGCGGAGUAGAGGCGGAGUCUACUACCGCUGGCGUCUAUGGGCUAUAUCCACGGACGCCGAUCUUCGCGGCAGACGAGGAGCCAGCAAUGGAGCGCAAUUCGUCUUUGAGCAUUCCUCGCCCUGGGUACCUCCCGACACGGGGCUAAAAUUCGAGUACACGACCAGGAUGGAGGAGUUCAUCGAAGAUGAGGCGUAUGAUUCGAGUGAUGAGGAGGAUUACGAUGAUGAUGCGCGCAUGCAGCGGCGGAGAAGGGCUGACCAACUGGCUGAGGGAAUGGGUGGAGGAGGGGGAGGUGGUGUAGAUGCUACUGCUGCAGAUGCAGAUGGAACGGGCUAUCUGAAUCCGCUUGCGAAAGCGAAGCUGGUACAUCUCCUUGCCAGACUUCCUGAUUCGAACACCAAACUGAGAAGGGGAGAUGUCGCAAGGGUAACUGCCUUCGCAAUUGAACAUGCUGGCGAAGGCGCGGAUGAGGUGGCGUCCAUUAUUACCGCCAACGUGCGCAGGCCCUUGUCUUUCACUAGCGCAAACCCGGAGAGACAGCAGGAUCAGCACCAGCAACAGCCUCAAACCGCAGCAGCAGCAGCAGCAGAACAAGAGACCGAAGAGAACGCCAAGUCGUCCGCACCGCUGGAGAAGAGAGACACCACCGCGGCAAGCCUCGUUGCCCUUUACAUAAUCUCCGAUAUCCUCAUGUCCAGCACCACGUCCGGCGUCCGUCACGCCUGGCGCUAUCGUGCUCUUUUCGAAAACUCGCUCAAGCUCCAGGAGACAUUCCAGUACCUCGGCGGAGUGGACAGAGAGUUGGGUUGGGGGAGGCUGAAGGCGGAGAAAUGGAAGAGGAGCGUGCAGAGUCUGUUGAGUAUGUGGGAGGGGUGGUGUGUCUUCCCGCAGGCGAGUCAGGAAGGGUUUGUGGAGGGAUUUGUGAACCCGCCUGGUUUGAAGCAAAUGAAGGGAGAGGCUGAGAUGGAGGAAGAGAGGAAGAAGAAGAAUGUGGGAGGGGUGGGGAAGUGGAAGAGCGUCGAGGAUGGUGGUGGGGUCGCGAAAGAUGAGAAGGGGGAUGCGGAGAUGGAGGAUGUGGAUGGUGCGCCCAUGGUUGACGAGGAUGAAGAUGCAGAAUUGGAUGGUGUGCCUAUGGAAGACGAUGAUAUGCUGAUGGGCACGGACGAGGAUCUGGAUGGUGAGCCGAUGAUUGACAGUAGUGACGAGGAAGCCCAGACGACAGAGCCAAUUGCCGAGGUGCAGGGUGGUGAGAUGGGAUUGAAGGAGGUGGUGGAAGGAAGACCGAGUGAGAACAGGAGUCCCGCCGAUUCAAAGCAGAAUCCCGUCAAACGGCAGAGGCCUAAAGCUGUCGAUAUGUUUGCUGAUGAGUCGGAUGAAGAAUAG